CCACGGCCGGCGAGCACGACGCGCUGUCCGAGUGCGCCAGCAUGCGGCUCGACGAGCUGGGCGUGACCGUGUCGGCCAGAACCGAGCUGCUGUCGGUGGCGUCGCGGGCCCGGAGCGACGCGGACAGCGAGUCCACGGUCGACAACGCCGCAGAUGCGCAACGGGAGGAAGCGGACGAGGAGAUCCAGCGGGAGAACCAGGACGGCGGCGCGCAGCAGCAGCAGCAGCCGGAACCCGCGAUGACCGAGCUGGAGAAGCGGCUGGAGGACCUGGAGCUGUUCGUCGGGAAAAAGAGCACGGGUGCGCUGACCACGCACAUCAUUGGCCCCUAUUCCGGUCUGGCGCGUGUCACGGCCCAUGUCUACUGGGACGGCGAGCAGCGAGACCGGAACUGGCCGUCCCCGUGGGAAGACAUGGAAAAGGGAUUUGUGGGCAUCUCACACGCCGCCUUCGAAAUGUACAAGAGGAAGAAGUACAUACGCAAGCCCCCGCGGUCCGAGUACGAGUCCCCCGAUUCGGAAGACUACGUCUUGCUUGACCCGGAGAGCCACGCCAAGCUGGAGAACGCCAAUCCCGGGACCGUCACCGUCGAGGGGUUUGGACUCGAGUGCUGGGACUUUGAGGAGACCAAGCCGAGGAGCCAGACGAUCAUGGUCAACAGUUCGAAGCUCCCCGUCCUGCGCGCGUGCACGCUGCUGCGGAGGCUGAAUGAGAUCCAGAAGAAAGCAGGCAAGUUCGGAUGGAGCCCAACCACGGAGGAGCUGAAUCUCAAGGAGUUUGUCGGCACGCUCGGCAUCGUCUACUACGACCAGAAAUACGCCAACGACCCCAACCGCUGGAUCGGCGAUCUCUACGGCGUCAUGAACCGCACCGACAUCUUUGCCAACUUCCUGACCGAGUCCAGCGUCGGCCUGCAAUGGGCGAGCCCUGCCAGCGACGACUUCAUCGGCAUCUGGAACUUCCUCCGGCAGAUCAUCCUGAGCUGGGAGCUGGCCGUGAGGCUGGAGCAUCUAGACGGCGGGCGCUCUUACACGGGCUUUACAGAGCGGAUUCUUGCCAACCUCAUCAUCUCCGACCUGUGGCUGAAGCAUGUGGAGAUCAUCCUCACCGACCAGAAGAUCCCCACGGAGGGCCUGAAGAAACCCGACACCGCCGAAGAGAAAGCCGAGGCGGAAGAGUUCAAGGAGAAGGGCAAUGACGCUAUGAAGCGUGGCGAGUACCAGAAGGCCAUCGAUCUGUACACCGAGGCCAUCAAGAUCGACCUCAGCAAUGCCGUGUACCGAUGCAACCGGUCGGCAGCGCUCAUCGAGAUGCACGAGUUCGAGGCGGCCGAGGAGGACGCUUACAUCGCAACCCAACUGGACCCCAAAUACGCCAAGGCGUGGUCCCGGAUGGGCCUGGCCAUUCUCAAGCAGGGACAAGGCAAGCGGGCAAAGAAGGCAUACGAGAUGGCCCUGCAAGUCGCGGGCAGGGAUGCAACCCCUGCCAUGCGCAAGGGGCUAGCCGACGCCGAGACGAGGAUCAAGGAAGCGGUCGAGGCCAUCAACACGGAAGCCGACGACGAGAAGGCGCACAACUUAAGAUCUGCGUUCCUCGACGAGGACUGGGAGAUCAUGGGCAAGACGCCAGAGCUGCAUUCUCUCGUGCACGAGCAGCAGGUGGAGGGCCUGCUCCUCUUCGCCGAGCGCAUCAAGUGGCCGUACAUCAACGAGGUGCGCGACUAUGCUGAGGACGCCUACGCCACCAUCCGCGGCGGAGGCACCAUCAACAUCCACCUGCACGACUGGCUCUUCGGGCUCACCCUGCCCGGAAAGUGGUUCGCCUUCAAGAUCAUGACCGCGCUCGUCCUCUGCACGCCGAGCAUCCGCGACAAGGUCGGCAUCGCCCACUACUACGAGUGCGGCCUCUCGCUGCCCACGCGCUCGUACUGGCGCGUCAGGACGGUGCUGGGCCGCGUGCUGGGCUGCCUGCCGGGCGUGGUCUCGCUCUGCGGCUGGAUCGGGCCCUGCCCAAAGGUCGAUUUCGACCCGCCUCUACCAGCCAAACCGCGGCACAUCCGCAUCAAAACCCGCCGCGUGGCCACGGUCGAGCACAAGUCCUCCGCGUCCGCCGCCGACGGCGUGCUCGACCUCGGGGGCGGCGGCCACCACGACCGCUACUCGGCCACGCGCAUCCAGCCCGACGAGGAAAUCGACCCCUACCUGGCCGACAUGAAGGACCCGUCCAAAUGGAUCAUCCCCGAACCGCCCGUGCGCGACAUUAGCACCUGCUCCAUCGACUCCAUCACGCUGACCAAGCUGCCCCUGCGCACCGACGUCGCCCACAAGGCCGCCGCCACCACCACCGCUACCGCAUCCCCCUCCUCGGACGCAGCACUCCUAGACAUUGAAAACGAAACAGAAUACCGAGCCAGCAUUGCCUUCCGCCGCGACGACAACUCCCCUGAGCCCAUCAUCGUCUACAAGCUCUACACCAACCCGGUCUUCGUCACCCCGCCGCCCUGCCACCCAGGAGGACCCAAGGGUAGUGGUGCUUCUUCUUCCUCCCACGAGGUCCACAUGCGCGAGCUGCGCUACUACCAGAAUAUCUGGCCCGUCGAGCGGCUGAAGGAGCAUACCCCCGAGAUGGACGAUCUAAUGAAUGGGGGUGAGGGUGACGGCGAGGGCGAGGCGGAUCGGGCGCCCGUCAUGGUUAUAAAUGCCACGGGCAAGGGGGCCGAGGUGUUGGCGCGGGCGUGGUGUUCGGAGCGUGGGCGCAACGCGGUCAUUCGGCGGGCUGGGGGCCCGUGUUUUGUUUGUGCUGUUAGGGCGGCUGCGCGGGGAGGGGGGUUGGGGACUGGGGUUUUGAUUUGGACUGAGUGAAUUUACUACUCUAGUAAUACUGGGUUGUUUCUUUCGUGUGUUCUUUACUAUGCUAGGUAGGUACUACCUAGGCUUUCCGGUUACUUUGGGUAUGAUGUUAGGGCAGAUGAUAUCCCCUUUCCUUAGAGAUCGGCCUUCUCGAAACACCAGUUAUUACGCUCCCAGAAUGCCAUGUCUCUCCUUACCAGUAAGUGUGAGACUUGAAUCUUAAGCCUUGCGCGGUGUAGCCCAAGGACCAUGCCUACUGACUAUCCAAAAAGGGGCUAGCUGGUGCUUGAUGUCCUUCGGUCACACUCCUUUGUAACACCCACCAGAAGACAGAUUCAAGCCUAUCAGAGACCCAUUACUCGCUAUAGUUGCUUUGCGUUGUCAUAUGCCGGCAUUUCAUCUGUCGGGGCCGGGUUUGUUAAGGUAAUCAAGACGCUCCUGAUUUGGCGGAUAAACG
This is a messenger RNA of Chaetomium strumarium, 3306 nucleotides long. RefSeq lists its product as uncharacterized. The record is from RefSeq and is a predicted model, not a curated record. The transcript has a single exon. NCBI's taxonomy places the organism in Eukaryota, Fungi, Ascomycota, Sordariomycetes, Sordariales, Chaetomiaceae. Gene Ontology annotation, molecular function: protein binding. Bases 42 to 2861 code for a protein of 939 amino acids.